UCGACAUCUUGGCUGUGUACGCCGGUCGUAUUGACGACUGGAAUCCGGCACGGCGAUUGGUUCAUUCCUGGUCACGUGAUAUUUAUUAGAAUAAUCCAAAAAGCGCGGGGCUUUAGGAAAUGUCUUUAGAAGAAGAAAAGAGUUGCCAUGACAACAGGCAGACCCCAGAUAGUGAUAGUGGGAGCAGGUAUAUCAGGCCUGUCGGCUGCAGCAGAACUGAACAAGGCUGGGUUCACACAUGUCACCAUUCUGGAAGCAAUGGACAGACCAGGGGGAAGAGUGCACACUGUUUCUGCACUGGGUGUAAAUAACCUUGAGUUAGGUGCAACCUGGCUUCAUGGUAACAAGGACAACCCACUGUACAACCUCGCAGAGCAGAACAGACUUCUGGGGGACUCGGAGGUCAAAGUUCAACAUGCAGGUGACAAGUUCUACACCGAGCAGGGUGACCAGGUUGACCCUGACUUUGUCCUCGACUUUUGGAGCAAACUUGACGACAUAACGGACCAAGCAUACAAGGGUGGUCCAAAUGACAAAUCAUUCAAGAGUGUUGGCGAAUUUGUUGACCACAAGUUUACUACAGAACUGCUUAGCCCAGUUGACUCUGAUGGUAUCAGACAUUGGAAGAAAUUAAUGCUCGCAUGGUACAAGAAGUUUGCAACAAUUGACAACGGUUGUAACUCUCUGUGCGACAUUUCUCUCUCAGAGAUGUCAAAGUAUAAGGAGUUGGAAGGGGAAGCGAAUGUACCAAUACCUAAAGGAUAUGGCGCAAUUGUAGAAGUACUUGUCAGAUCACACCCCUAUAACAAUAUACAGUACAAGAAAGCAGUGAAAGUUGUGCAAUGGAGCAGAAAAAGUGAUGAUGAGGAGUACCCUGUUUGUGUUCAUUGUGAAGAUGGCUCUACCUACUUUGCUAACCAUGUAAUCAUUACUGUCUCUCUCGGGUACUUAAAACUGAACCACAGUACAUUCUUUGAACCUCCUUUACCUCAGCAAAAAGUAGACGCAAUCACUAGCCUCGGUUUUGGAACAGUGAACAAAAUUUUUCUGAGAUUCCCGAGCCCUCCGAUGGAAGAUUCAUUUUCUUGUAUCCAGCUGUUUUGGAAUCAAGACAAAGAAGAUGUGGAAGGACUUGAAGAACAGAUGUGGUUUAAACAGAUCACAGGCUUUCACAUGCUGGAGGGAUGUCCUGAAGUUCUGUAUGCAUGGAUUGGUGGGAAGGCAGCUGAGUGCAUGGAGUGUUUACCAGAUGCUGAGGUUGGUAAAGUGUGCACCCAAAAACUGCGACAGUUUACUGGAAGACCUGACAUACCGGAUGCUGUGGAUGUCCUGUGCACCAGAUGGUAUUCUAACCCAUACAUCUGCGGAGCCUACACUAAUGUGCCUGUUGGCUGUAGGGCCGAGGCUAGUGAUGUGUUAGCUGAAUCUCUACCAGGAGAUGGCAACUGUCAUGUAAAGGAAAAGAAUCUUCAGGUACUGUUUGCUGGAGAGGCCACGAUAACACCCUACAUCACUACUACACAUGGGGCAUUCGUCUCUGGGAAAAGAGAGGCUUCUAGACUUAUUAACUUGUAUAAAUGUAAAAACUAAUGGAACAGAAAAUACUGCAAACCAUGAUGUACAGUUUUGUAAUGAAUCUAUAAUUUAUUAUACAUAUUCAUGCAAAAUAAAGAAGGAGAAGAAUGUAAUAGAUUUCAGUUGUAUAGUAGAGAUUGUUUAUAUUGAUAACUUGAGUAAGAGUCCAUUCCAAGAAAAGAUUUUGGAUAAAUGUAUUGCUACUCUUUAUAACAUAGAUAAGUAUUUUAU
Messenger RNA from Branchiostoma floridae (Florida lancelet), 1806 nucleotides. Its product is annotated as spermine oxidase-like. Lineage: Eukaryota; Metazoa; Chordata; Leptocardii; Amphioxiformes; Branchiostomatidae. The transcript has 5 exons. Gene Ontology annotation, molecular function: polyamine oxidase activity. The record is from RefSeq and is a predicted model, not a curated record. Bases 148 to 1590 code for a protein of 480 amino acids.